AUUAUUGAUAAUAAGACUGGAAAUCAUGACAGUGAUAGCAAAGAAAAUUUAAAACCGAUUACGAAUGCAGAUAAUCAGAAUGAUGAUAAUCUUUCAAAAAUCAUCACUUCUCCGAAAAUAGAACCGGCGACAAUGAAGUUUGAUUCAUCUUUAGCAAAAACUGAAACUGUAGAAGGAAAGAAAUCAAAAAAAAGCAAGAAAAGAAAAGGUGAUACAGAUUUAUCGACAGAGACUAAAUCCAAGAAGAAAAAAUUUCGAAAGAGCAUGAUUGACAAAAAAUUGCGGCAGGACAAGGAUCAGACUGAAAAUGAAUCUGAAGAGAAUACAAAGAAGAUUGUCCAUGAAAAUUCCAGUCAACAGCAAUCGAAAAAUGAAGAUGGCACACCACAAACAAUUGAUGAAACAGCCGAUUAUAAUACAAAUUUAUUGAAUGACAUCAACAAAUAUUUGAAUGACCCACCAACAGUCAAGGUUGUUGAUAGAGGAAAUAUUCAGCAGCAAUAUGACGUACUCAAUGAAGCCUCGUGUUCUAAUACUGAAACUAUUAAAGAUAAAUCAAAGAAAAAUAGUAAGACUAGUCAACAAUCAUUUAAGCCCAAAAAGACCAAGAGUGGAACAGUUUCAAAGGUGAAGACUAAGAAAAAAUCCGAUAAAGUUGAAUCUCGCCAUGAAAAAUUGCAUUAUGUAAUUGAACAAGUAGAAGAAAUGAAAAAAAGUGUCGAAAAUUUUCAACAAUUAGCCUCAACAGCAUUCCAGACACUCUUAUCUAACUGGCAGCAAUUCCAGAGUACGCGGGCAGCAAUACCAUCAGCAGUCAAGGCAAUCGAUUUUGAAAAUAUCCAAGUACCUCCACCAGUAGGUUUUAUUCGAUUGGAUACUGGAAUGGUAAGCCUUCAAUAUAAUUAA
This is a messenger RNA of Cotesia congregata, 906 nucleotides long. The record is from the annotation of a GenBank genome assembly. NCBI's taxonomy places the organism in Eukaryota, Metazoa, Arthropoda, Insecta, Hymenoptera, Braconidae.